CAAUUGGCUUUGCGAAUGGUGAAGAACAACGACGGAAAUCACAAAGGAGUCAAAGGACUAAGGCCAGUUCAUCUAGAACCCACCCAAACAGGUCCACCUCCACCACCUGACCAUGAGAGGCCCAACAUAAACCCAUCAGAAUAUUCCUCAGAAGAAUGGACUGUGCACUGGCCCCUGUCCAUGGAGCGCAACGAGCAGCACAAAACACCACAGGUUGGCCCAGAUUCAACAGAGGUCGCUGAGCAACCAUCCCAACCCCAGAGCCAGGGUAUAGACUGCUACAUACCAGGAGAGAUGGAUAUCUCACCAUCACAUGAAUUGGAUCACCCUUUUUCAAGCAUGACAUUUGUUGAUGAAGAGGCAGAGCAAUUACAUGAUGACAUCACCACACCUCCUCGAGUGUAUUUGUCAAUGGACAUGUCAGAGUCCAUUGUUCCCCCUGAAGUGAGACCCAAACCUGCUGUCCCUGCCAAGCCCCCUCAUGUGGCAGCACCAUCCCCCACAGCACCCCAUGGACCAUCAGGGCUAGGUGGUGGGUUCGGGGUUGAUCGAGUUCCAGGGUUGGGACACUCUGGCAGUGGAUCCACGUUGCUGGGAUACAUUGGGAUUGACACCAUCAUCGAGCAGAUGAGGAAGAAGACCAUGAAGGCUGGUUUCGACUUCAAUAUUAUGAUAGUGGGUCACAGCGGGCUGGGGAAGUCAACGCUGGUGAACACGCUGUUCAAGUCCCAGGUCAGCAGGUGGAGCUCAGGAUGGGGCGGCGAGCAUAAGAUCCCCAAGACAGUGGAGAUCAAGGCUGUGUCCCACGUGAUCGAGGAGGGCGGAGUGAAGAUGAAGUUGACAGUAAUCGACACACCGGGUUUUGGUGAUCAGAUCAACAAUGAAAACUGCUGGGAUCCCAUCUCCAAGUACAUCAACGAGCAGUAUGAGAAGUUCCUGAAGGAAGAGGUCAAUAUUGCCCGAAAGAAGCGAAUCCCUGACACCAGAGUUCACUGCUGCCUCUACUUUAUCUCCCCAACUGGACACUCUCUUCGACAGCUAGACAUUGAGUUUAUGAAGCACCUAAGUCGUGUGGUGAACAUCAUCCCCGUCAUCGCCAAGUCUGACACCAUGACCCCUGACGAGAAGAAUGAGUUCAAACACAGGGUGAGGAAGGAGCUGGAGACGCAUGGGAUUGAGUACUACCCGCAGAAUGAGUUUGAUGAUGAUAUGGAGGAUAAGAAUGAAAAUGACAAGAUUAGGGAGGCCAUGCCCUUUGCAGUGGUGGGCAGCGACAAGGAGUUCCAAGUGAACGGCAAACGGGUUCUGGGGAGGAAGACAGCCUGGGGUGUGGUAGAAGUUGAAAAUCCCAAUCACUGCGAAUUUGCUCUGCUACGAGAUUUCCUCAUCAGGUCUCACCUCCAGGACCUGAAGGAAGUCACCCACAACAUUCACUAUGAAACCUACCGCGCCAGGAGACUCAACGACAACGGAGGUCUGCACCCCAUCUCGGCCAACAACACUCAGGAGAGCAACCUUUAAAUUUAGGACUAGGGAUUAAGGAAAGAGAGAGAUAAACAGAGAGACCAAAAGCAAAAGAUAUUGAUAGACAAUUCUAUGUUGUGAUAUGAGCAUCACUGCAUGCUUUGGAGAACAUUAUAGAUGUGGAAUUCAUUGUCAAAAUAUCAUGUUAGGAGAGCUUUCAUUCCAAAACACGUCCUACGUCUCCCUUUCCUCCGCCCAUCGUCCUAAACCACCCACACUCACAUCCCAGUUACACCUGGGAUUAACCUUUUGAUCCUGCAAUCUAAAACAAGGCCAACCCCAGUGUUUC
Oncorhynchus tshawytscha (Chinook salmon) is the source of this 1813-nucleotide messenger RNA. RefSeq names its product neuronal-specific septin-3. Bases 16 to 1521 code for a protein of 501 amino acids. The transcript is spliced from 10 exons. Gene Ontology annotation, biological process: cytoskeleton-dependent cytokinesis. NCBI's taxonomy places the organism in Eukaryota, Metazoa, Chordata, Actinopteri, Salmoniformes, Salmonidae. The record is from RefSeq and is a predicted model, not a curated record. Gene Ontology annotation, molecular function: GTPase activity; GTP binding; molecular adaptor activity. Gene Ontology annotation, cellular component: neuron projection; microtubule cytoskeleton; cell division site.